AUGCUCUGGCUCGUACGAGACAAACCCGCACACAACAAGGCAACGGAGCGAGACAGGGUGGGAUCGAUCGACAGAAGAGAUGCUUUCGUCUCUGGAGUAUGCCGUAGGACCAGACUACGUGCUUGGCCCUCCACAUUGACGCUCAUCCGGGAUAUUGCACGACCCGCAGUUGAAGAGCUUGGUCCUCUCGGCCAGCCCUAG
This is a messenger RNA of Pochonia chlamydosporia 170, 201 nucleotides long. RefSeq lists its product as hypothetical. Bases 1 to 201 code for a protein of 66 amino acids. Lineage: Eukaryota; Fungi; Ascomycota; Sordariomycetes; Hypocreales; Clavicipitaceae. The transcript has a single exon. The record is from RefSeq and is a predicted model, not a curated record.